CCGUGGGAGUUGGGGAUAUUCUACAUUUUGGUGGCUGUGCUCUUGUACUUUCUUUCAACUCCAAUGGAUGUACGUUUUUACGACUUGAAGUCAUUGAACAUGUUGUAACCGCAAUGGAUCAGACAGGGUUCAAAUGCUUUGAACAAGUCCAUGCAAAGCCUUUGGUCUACCCACAGAAAGGCGAAGGUCAAUUUAAAUGCUCCUGCUCCGCUUCCGCCAAACACGCCUCUUGAGAUCCCUCCAGAAAAUGCAAACCAACUACUCGCCUUAGAAAACCCAGUUGAGCCAGGAAUAUCGAUUCCUCCUUCAUCUUCUAUCGCACCUGCUAUGAAUGAAGUAACCUCCCCUGACACUCGUCCCCCUUCCUCAAAGCGAAAAUUGCGCUCAGCCCGUCCAACAGUAGAAGACGGUAGUAAACGACCAAAGUUAUCUACCAAUUCCAUAGCGAAGGACCACACUCCCCCUGCUACUCGGUUGUCCGAUCUGGGUGGUGUAGAAGCAUGUGUGGAGAAGAUGCUGGAGCUUGUUGCCAUGCCUCUCUGUCAUCCGGAAAUCUAUCUACACACUGGUGUACAGCCUCCACGUGGUGUGUUGCUACAUGGCCCUCCGGGAUGUGGCAAGACCCUUCUAGCGAAUGCGAUAGCUGGGGAGCUGGGUGUUCCUUUUAUCAGCAUAUCUGCUCCCUCUAUUGUGUCUGGUAUGUCUGGAGAGUCAGAAAAAACGCUACGAGAUACAUUUGACGAGGCUAAGCGUGUUGCUCCUUGUCUACUGUUUAUUGACGAGAUCGAUGCUAUCACUCCAAAACGAGAGAGUGCUCAGAGGGAGAUGGAAAGACGUAUAGUCGCCCAGUUCUUGACGUGCAUGGAUGAUAUGUCUUGGGAGAAGACCGAAAAUAAGCCGGUGAUUGUCAUUGGCGCGACAAACCGACCAGACUCAUUAGAUGCUGCUCUCCGCCGCGCAGGCCGUUUUGACCAUGAGAUAAGCAUGGGCGUCCCGGAUGAGGAGGCCCGAAACAAAAUUCUGCGAGUACUAUGCGCGAAACUCCGGCUAGACGGCGACUUCAACUUCACUGCCUUUGCCAAAGCCACGCCCGGCUACGUAGGCGCAGACCUAUCAGCGUUAACAGGCGCAGCAGGUGUCAUCGCCGUGAAACGCAUCUUCAAACAACUCACAGACGGCACGCUCGUCCUUCCGGAAGCACCAGAAAACAUCGGCCAAGAUAUUCCCAUGGCAGUGGAUCCGCCGCCCACGCCUCCAGCCGAUACCACGCCAAAUCCAAUCCCUUUUUUCUCUCUAGCAUCUCAACUCUCUGCUUCUUCCAUCGCGCACUUCCUCAGUGCUCAUCCUUCUCCUCUCACACCUGCUCAGCUCGCCCCUCUCUGCAUAACCUCGGACGAUUUUUACGCCGCGCUACGGGAAGUUCAGCCUUCCUCUAAGCGAGAGGGUUUUGCAACCGUGCCAGACGUGACGUGGGCUGAUAUCGGCGCACUGCAUGGCACACGCGAAGAGCUGCACAUGGCAAUCGUGCAGCCUAUCAGGCGCCCUGAGCUGUUCAGUGCUGUAGGUAUCGAGGCAGCGUGUGGUGUGCUGUUGUGGGGUCCGCCGGGAUGCGGAAAGACUUUAUUGGCGAAAGCUGUCGCGAAUGAGUCCAGGGCGAAUUUCAUUAGUGUCAAGGGCCCUGAGCUCCUAAACAAGUAUGUUGGCGAGAGCGAGAGAGCUGUGAGACAGGUGUUCUCUCGUGCCCGGGCCUCAUCUCCCUGCGUGAUUUUCUUCGAUGAGUUAGACGCUCUCGUCCCUCGAAGAGAUGAAAGCAUGUCAGAAUCUUCUGCACGCGUCGUGAAUACGCUACUCACAGAGCUAGAUGGACUUGACUCCCGCAAAGCUGUCUACGUCAUCGCCGCAACUAACCGUCCCGAUAUGAUCGACCCAGCUAUGGUUCGCCCAGGGCGGCUCGACAAGCUCCUCUACGUUGACCUACCAAGUGCCGACGAACGCGUCGAGAUCAUACGGACGCUGGCGCGUAAAAUUCCAUUCGCACCUACAGAACCUGGUACCGAGACGAUCCUGCAGGGCGCGGAGCAAAUUGUGCAGGAGAAAUGUGAUGGGUACAGCGGUGCGGACCUCGCAGCUGUCGUUCGGGAAGCAGGCGUUGUGGCGCUGAGACGUGUCCUCGGUGCGCUUGAACAGAUAGAUGACGGUGGUGGAAGUUUGGUAGAGAAUCAGCCGCGAGUUGUUGUUGUGUUGGAGGAUUUCGUUCGCGCUCAGGAUAAGGUCGGUCCUAGUGUGUCUGCUGUGCAGCGGAGGAAGUAUGAAGCGCUGCGAGCCAAGUUCGCUGGUCUUCCUGUGCGAACAGGGAAAGAUGUCGAAUAGAAGUGAGCUGUUGACGGUUCGCUUGAUCGAGAAUUUGACAUGAAUUUCGAGACCAUUCUUAAUCGAAUUCAUAUAGAGACGGUUUGAACCAACAGUACAGGAACGCAUAAGUCCUUAUCUACCUCUGAACCUCCCUCUAGUCCUUUUCAUCCUUUGAUACCCCCAUCGUACAGUCUAUGUUCAGACAAGUUAUAG
Molecule: messenger RNA, 2565 nt
Organism: Suillus bovinus
Lineage: Eukaryota; Fungi; Basidiomycota; Agaricomycetes; Boletales; Suillaceae
Product: P-loop containing nucleoside triphosphate hydrolase protein
Exons: 7
Coding region: 151-2370 (739 amino acids)
Biological process (GO): ribosome biogenesis
Cellular component (GO): nucleus
Molecular function (GO): RNA binding; preribosome binding; ATP hydrolysis activity
Source: RefSeq, a predicted model, not a curated record